Messenger RNA from Symbiodinium sp. CCMP2456, 5304 nucleotides. Lineage: Eukaryota; Dinophyceae; Suessiales; Symbiodiniaceae. The record is from the annotation of a GenBank genome assembly.
AUGGAAGUCUCUUCGAAGCUUCGUCCGGCUUCAGAUGUGUUGUUCGGACUUUUGCAAACAGGUCAACAUGCAAAGAACGGUGAGGGAAGAACGUUGCUUUUUGUGUGGGUCUGUAAGUCUUUUGGAUUUUUCGGUCCUAGGCGAAAGCAGACCCAGUACAAGCCAGGCGAAUGCUUCUCGUUCGACGGUAAGCAAGUGCCGCGGCACCUGGUGGUUGAUGUCUUCGAAAAAGUUGGCACGGCGCAGGUGAGCAUCUCCGAGCUGUCGAACUGCGACGGUGGAUUUGUGCAGUUGCAAGGAAGGGAUGGGAAGAUCGUCCUGGACAUGCAAGCCAAGGUGCGUUCCCAGAUGCCAGAGCCGAAGAAGCGGGUCUCCCGACACCAGGCAGCCAUAGAUGCACAGCAGUAUUUGGAGGCCCACUCCGUUCAGCGAGUGUUGCAGGGAAUGGUCCAUGAGCUGCUGUCUAACCGACCCUCUGAUCCGUACUCCUUCAUGCUAGGCUACAUUCAGGCAAGCCAGGCGAACAGGCCAACGCCGAUACCUUCGCCUUUCCUCCCGGCGAGGGGUCCAGAUGAGGACGAUUUGCCAAACUGGUCAGCAAUGCCUGGCCGUGGGGAUUCCGAGUACCCCGGCUUCCCAUCAGAUGGUUCACAGCCGCUUCCAGAUCUGUCUCGUCACCACAGCACGCUCGCGCAUGUGCUCAAAGAGCAGCCCAUGCUUUAUGAACAUCUCAAGGAUGUGCGCACUCCAAAUGGUGUUUCUUUGGCGCAGUGCAUCAAGCCUGGGAUAGACAACAGAGGGCACCCCAUUCUGCGCACUCUCGGGCUCAUCGCUGCAGACGAGACCUGCUUCGAGGUCUUCGAGCCGCUUUUCCGGUCGGUAAUGGACAGGUGGUACGAGAGCAUCUUGCAAGACGUGCAGCUGCCGAGCACCGUCGAUACUCGACAGGCAGGCGAAUCGUUGAGAGCUCUCUCCGCCAGUCUGCUGUCUGUGCAGGUGACAUGCAGCCGCAACAUUCGCGGCAUUCAGAUGCCACCCGCAGCUCAGCGAGAGGAAAGGAAAGAGGCUGAGCGAGUCGUAUUGGAGGCGUUGCUGUCCGUCGAGGAUGAGUUGCUGAAUGGCGGGGACUACUUCCCUCUGCGUGGCUCUGAGACGUAUCCAUCGAAGCCGAAGGGGAUGUCGCCUUCCUCCGAGCAAAAGCUCAAGGCUGCCGGCGAACUGCUGGAAGAGCCGCAAUCGGGACUGCUCCUGUCCAGUGGCCUCGGUAGACAUUGGCCAGAGGCACGAGGUGUUUUCACCAAUGAUAGUGGCAUGGUCGUGUUCGUGAACGAGGCAGACCACAUACGAAUGGCCUACCAAAGAAGAGAUGGAGAUGUCUGGAAGGCGCUGGACGGGACGCUACGUCUCGAGCGAGCCCUUGCCGUCGCUUUGCAGGAAGGCGGCCGGAGCUUCAGCUCCUCGAGUUUGGGCUUCCUGAACCACUGCCCAGCCAACGUGGGCUGCGCCCUGCAGGCGACUGCCAGGCUGCUACUGCCCAAGUUGUCCACGGAUGAGCCUAAGCUGAAGGCGCUAUGUAGACAAAGUGGUUUGUUACCCUCUCGGCGCCGCGAGUUAAGCGAAGAGGGUGAACGGAUGCCUGUUUGGGAGGUUGCUGUUGCUCGAACAGCGAAUGCAUCCGCAGAAACGAUUGCGGGCACACUUGCUGCUGGCUGUCGAAAGCUGGUGGCGGCCGAGAUGGGCGAGGCCGACCCAGAAGUGUCGACAAGCGCCGUCGCUGCCAGUCCAGCAGAAUUUCCGAGAGAAGUGUGUCCCGCAGAGAUGCCGGACAUCAACGACAGGCACAGCCUCGCUGCUGAAAUCCUUAGACGAGAUCCGUCCAUCUACUACACACUCAAGGACAGAUGUACACCGCUGGGUGUCAACUUUGCGACCUGCAUAAAGACUUGUUUCGACAACAUUGGCCACCGAAUGAUAAAAACGGUUGGUGCAGUGGCAGGAGAUGAGCACUCAUACGACACCUUCAGUUUGCUCUUUGAAGACAUCAUCAGGAUGCGACAUCCGAACUGGUCGGGCUUCCGGCACAGGACGGACAUGGAUGCAUGGAAGAUUUGGGAUAUGCCUGAAGCAGGUGAUCGAGCAGUUUUUGCUCGAAUCCGGGUGAGCCGAAACUUGCAUGGCUCACGGAUGCUGCCAGCUUGCAGUGUGGAUGAGCGUCGGGCUGUGGAGAGCGUACUUGCCCACAGUUUGUCCUCUUUGACCGGCACGUUGCAGGGUGAAUAUUUUCCACUGAGUGGAUCACACAGCUACAUGCCCAAGCCUGGUGGAAUGAGUGAGGAAGAGGAGCUGGACUUGCAUGCGGAGGGUCUACUCUUCGAGGAGCCAGACUCCUCUGUGUUGGUCUCUUCUGGAUAUGCCAGAGAUUGGCCUGAUGCUCGUGGAGUUUUUGUUGACGAGCAACGCAGUUUUGCGGCCUUCGUCAACGAGCUGGAUCAUCUCCGGGUCACCGGCACCGACCAGUCGAGCCGACCCAGCUUGAGAGCUGUGUGUGAGCGGGUGUUCUCGGUCCUUGCCGCACUAGAGGCUGAGCUGGAUUCGCAGGGGCUGGCAUUUGCUCGGGACGACCGUCUCGGCUUCCUCGGGCCGGAUCCGUCGCUCUUGGGGACCUGCUUGACUGCCAGUGUUGCGAUUCGCAUUCCACUUCUUAGCAAACAGCCAGAGUUCCGCAAUCUCUGCCAGCAGUUGAAGCUGCAAGCCAGUCUCUGUGCCAACACAGAGAUGGGGUUGCACCAGGGAGUCUGGGAGGUCCAAAACUCAUUGCGACUGGGAUGUUCGGAAGUGGAGCAGGUCAAUGCCGUGAUCGAGGCCUGCCGCGCGCUUCUGGAGCUUGAGGCCAGGCUCGAACGUGGUGAACAGCUCCACCUGACGGACGACGCGGAGGAGGAGGUCGAUUUAGGUGCCAUUCCGACGAAUCCUGGUGAGGGCAAGGUGCCAGGCACCGGCGAUAUCGAAUUUCCGGGAUUUCCAGUCGAUGCAUGCCCAAGAGAUCUUCCUGAUCUCUCGAGGCAUCACUCCUUGAUGGCAGAAGUUCUCACGUCAGACUCGGCCAUCUACAACCGGCUCAAGGACCUCCGGACACCUUUGGGAGUCUCCCUGGCGAGAUGUAUCAAGCCUGGGAUGGACAACCCGGGGCACAGCUUCUUCCGUGUAAUCGGAGCUACAGCCGGCGAUGCACAUUGUUAUGACGUCUUCCAGGCACUUUUUGACCCAAUUCUCCGCGCAAGGCAGAGUUUGAACCGAAAGGGCGCCCUUCACCACGUGCAGUGCAACAAGCCCGAGGAGCUUUCGACGUGCUUAGCCGAAGCCAGAGAGAAUGUGGCAAGUGUGCAGGUGUCGCUGCAGCGGAACUUAUCGCGAUUUCGGUUCACACCGGCCAUGUCACUGGAUGAUCGACAGAAGGUUGAGAAAGUUUUGUGCGCGGCCUUGGCUGCUCUUCCCGAGGAGUUUGCUGGCGAGUACAUGCCCUUGAGAGGGUCUACAUCCACAAGUUCAAGGCCCGGCAUGUCGGAGGCGGAGGAAGCAAAGCUGCAAGAGCGCAAAUGGCUAUUUGAGGCGCCAGAUGCUCCAUCAAUUCUCGCAACCGGAAGAGCGAGACACUGGCCACAGGCUCGGGGAGUGUUCCUGAGCCGCAGAGAAGAUCUCGCUGCAUGGGUUAACGACGAAGAUCACCUGCGACUCAUGGUUCGGCGGUACGACGGCGAUCUGAAGGCAGCUUUCGCCAGUGUGUAUGCCGCGGAGAAGGCUUUGGCGCAAUCUUUGUCACAGUCCCUUGGCCAUAGUUUCGCAAGAAGUGAUCGUCUCGGCUUCCUGACUACCUGUCCCAGCAACCUUGGCACGGCUUUCCGCGUGAAGGUGCGAGUGACGCUUCCUCUGCUCGGGCGGAACGAAGGCUUUUCUGAUCUGGCACGUGCCCUUGGUGUGCAGGCCAAGAGGGUGAUCCGGCCAACGUUCGACGGAAACUGGGACAUCUCGAACGCGGUGCAGCUCAACGUCUCGGAAGUAGAGCAGGCCAACGGCUUGAUUGCUGCCGUGCGAAAGAUGCAUGACUUGGAGCUGCAGCUAAAGUCGGGGCAAGUCCUGGAUUUAGCGACGGAGGCGGAGAACUUCCGCUUGUCGAUGCUGAAGGCUCCCGAGGACACCUCCGGACUCGGAGCUGCAGAGGUUCCCGGCUUUCCUGCCCAUGAAUGUCCCGAGGAGCUUCCAGACCUCUCAGGCUUCAACAGCAUCGUGGCUGACUUGCUCAAGCGAGAUCCAGAACUAUAUCGCAGGCUUCGCACAAUGAGAACGAGCAAAGGAGUGUCACUUGCUCGCUGCAUUAAGCCUGGCAUGGACAACAAGGCCAGGAAUGCCAUCAGGAGCUCUGGACUGGUUGCCGGAGAUGCAGAGAGCUAUUCCGUGUUUGCUCCGAUCUUCGCUCCUGCCCUUGCUGUCAACGGCUACUCUGGUCCACGCCAUCCUGAAGUCCUGGAUCCAGCCUGUGUCAGCAGGCCAGUCGCUGCGUAUGGUGGCCGCGUGAUCGGUGCUCGAGUAGAGGCAUCCCGAAAUCUGACCAACUUCUGCUUUCCAUCAGCGAUGACUCUCGACGAGCGUGCAGACCUGGAGCGCAUCGUUACGAAGGUUCUUCUCGACUGGGAGGGGGACCUGGCCGGCGAUUACUUCCCUCUCAGCGGCUCUGGGUCCUUUGUGGCCAAUGACGGUGGUAUGACGGCAGAGGAUGCAGCCGACCUGGAGAGUCAUGGUUUUCUCUUUCAAGCUCCGAGCUCCGCAAUGUUCCUCUCUUCGGGCAUGGGCAAACAUUGGCCCCAGGCGCGUGGCGUCUAUGUGAACAGCUCGAAGGACAUGGCCAUCUGGAUCAACGAAGAGGAUCAUCUUCGCUUGAUCGCCACGGCAAGUAGCCCCCAGAAGGCCUUUGAUCGCUUCUGUGCCCUAGAAGGUGCCCUGAAGCUCGGCUUGCAGCACGAAGGCCUGAGCUUCGCCUCGCACGAGGCGUUCGGGUUUCUAACCUCGUGCCCGUCAAGAGUUGGGACCGGCGGCUUCCAGGUUGGUGUUCAACUGAAGCUUGCCCUCGUAGAAGACGCGGAGGACCGACACUUCGAGGAUGUUUCCUCUGAGAUCGAAAGUCAAGGGGUCCUCCAGAUGAAAGCAACUGCCAGGAUAGGGCAGUCCGAAGCAGACAUGGUACAGGCAGUCGUAUCAGCAUGUGAGCAGCUGAUUGCUGAGGAGAUCCAGCUGGCCACAGGUAGCUAA